AUGUCAAACGGGGGUGCAUCAGAGGAACCAACCACUGUGGUUGAACCUAAUGAAUUUGAAAAAUAUAAUGAUAAUAUUGAUAUUAAUUCCAUACCAAUUUACACACGAUCACAAUUAAGUUUAUAUAAUGGACAAGAUAAGAGUCAAUUAUACGUUGGGAUUAGAGGUUAUAUAUAUGAUGUUACUGAGAAUUCAAAGAGUUAUGGACCAGGUAAAUCAUAUCAUAAAUUAGUGGGGAAAGAUGUCAGUAGAUUAUUAGGAUUAAAUCGAUUAAUUCCUACUGGAGCUGAUAAUAUAGAUAAUCAGAGUAGUAAUAAUCAUAAUCUUCAAGAUACAACUUGGUAUACUGGAGAUUUUAAUGAAAAGGAGAAUGAAAUCGUUGAUAAAUGGAUUAUAUUUUUCAGAAAAAGAUAUAGAAUUGUUGGAGUUGUAGUUGAUCAUGAGACUGGAACUCAUGCUGUUGUUUAG
Molecule: messenger RNA, 468 nt
Organism: Scheffersomyces coipomensis
Lineage: Eukaryota; Fungi; Ascomycota; Pichiomycetes; Serinales; Debaryomycetaceae
Exons: 1
Coding region: 1-468 (155 amino acids)
Cellular component (GO): membrane; endomembrane system
Source: RefSeq, a predicted model, not a curated record